Messenger RNA from Penicillium argentinense, 711 nucleotides. Its product is annotated as germin family protein. The transcript is spliced from 3 exons. The record is from RefSeq and is a predicted model, not a curated record. Gene Ontology annotation, cellular component: cell wall. Gene Ontology annotation, molecular function: manganese ion binding. The coding region runs from base 1 to 711 and encodes 236 amino acids. NCBI's taxonomy places the organism in Eukaryota, Fungi, Ascomycota, Eurotiomycetes, Eurotiales, Aspergillaceae.
AUGCUUCUCGAGUCCACCCUCAGCUCUGCGCUUGCAGUCAUUCUGACUCUUGCCCUCCCGGCGACGGCAGCAGCGCGGCCUUCGCCCGAGCGCGCAACGCCUAAACUCAGCCUGACGGCCCAGUUGCGGCUUGCAGACACUGCGGUUGAUCGCUAUAAGCUCCUCCCAAACGAUGAGGACUUUAUCUAUGAUUUCAACAAGAGCGCCUCCCCAUUCGCCAACGCCCAGACGUUCCCAGCUUUAGUCGGUUCUGGUACCUCCUUGAGCGUCUCCGCACUGCCCGGUUGCGGCAUGAGCUUCCUUCACCUCCACCCUCGCGCCACCGAACUCUUCGCCCUCACAUCCGGCCGCGUCCACACCGAGAUGGUCCCCGAGGGAAGCGUCCUCGAUUCUGAAGGCAAACAACGAGUCAUAAAGACCGAUCUUACCCCCGGAAUGAUGACGAUUUUCCCCGCCGGCUCGUUCCACACGCAGGUGAAUCCCGAUUGUGAACCUGCCGCCUUUGCGGCUGCCUUGACCUCCGAGGACUUUGGCUUUUCCUUCGUCGCAAACCAGACAUAUGCCUUGAGUGAUGAUGUGAUUGCGGCGACUUUUGGCAAGAGCGUUGCGGGUGAAGAUAUUGAUACCGUUAGGAAUUCAAUUCCCGGUGGCUUGCUUAUUAUGGUUGAGGAGUGUUUGAGCAAGUGUGGAAAGGAGAAGCGUCGGGUCUGA